Messenger RNA from Emys orbicularis (European pond turtle), 1220 nucleotides. RefSeq names its product guanine nucleotide-binding protein G(q) subunit alpha. Gene Ontology annotation, biological process: adenylate cyclase-activating G protein-coupled receptor signaling pathway; glutamate receptor signaling pathway; action potential. The coding region runs from base 141 to 1220 and encodes 359 amino acids. The transcript has 7 exons. NCBI's taxonomy places the organism in Eukaryota, Metazoa, Chordata, Testudines, Emydidae. Gene Ontology annotation, molecular function: GTPase activator activity; guanyl nucleotide binding; G-protein beta/gamma-subunit complex binding. Gene Ontology annotation, cellular component: heterotrimeric G-protein complex. The record is from RefSeq and is a predicted model, not a curated record.
UCUAGAGCUCUCCCGGCGUUGGCUCUGCUGUCCCCGGGUGGGGGCUCGCAGGCAGAGGGCGCGUGCCUCCCUCGCUCCGUGGUGCGGGGUGUGUGUGUGUUUUCGGGGGGUGGGGGUUGUGUCUGAACCAGUUAGGAAGAAUGACUCUGGAGUCCAUCAUGGCGUGCUGCCUGAGCGAGGAAGCCAAAGAAGCCAGGCGGAUCAACGAUGAGAUCGAGAGGCAGCUCCGCCGGGACAAGCGGGACGCCCGCCGGGAGCUCAAGCUGCUGUUGCUGGGUACGGGAGAAAGUGGCAAAAGCACAUUCAUCAAACAGAUGAGAAUCAUCCAUGGAUCAGGAUACUCUGACGAAGACAAAAGGGGUUUCACAAAACUUGUGUAUCAGAAUAUAUUUACAGCAAUGCAAGCUAUGAUCAGAGCUAUGGAUACACUCAAAAUCCCAUACAAGUAUGAACACAAUAAGGCCCAUGCACAGUUAGUUCGAGAAGUUGAUAUAGAGAAGGUAUCAGCAUUUGAGAAUCCCUACGUAGAUGCAAUAAAGAGUUUAUGGAAUGACCCUGGGAUCCAAGAGUGUUAUGACAGACGGCGGGAAUAUCAGCUAUCGGACUCAACUAAAUACUAUCUUAACGACCUGGACCGUAUAGCAGAACCUGCCUAUCUGCCCACCCAACAAGAUGUGCUUAGAGUUCGAGUCCCAACAACAGGGAUCAUUGAAUAUCCAUUCGACUUACAAAGCGUCAUUUUCAGAAUGGUGGAUGUAGGAGGCCAACGAUCAGAAAGAAGAAAAUGGAUACAUUGCUUUGAAAAUGUCACAUCUAUCAUGUUUCUAGUAGCCCUUAGUGAAUAUGAUCAAGUACUUGUGGAGUCGGACAAUGAGAACCGAAUGGAGGAAAGCAAAGCACUGUUUAGGACAAUUAUCACAUAUCCGUGGUUCCAGAACUCUUCGGUCAUUCUGUUCUUAAAUAAAAAAGAUCUUCUAGAGGAGAAAAUUAUGUACUCGCAUCUAGUUGACUAUUUCCCAGAGUAUGAUGGACCCCAGCGAGAUGCACAGGCGGCACGAGAGUUCAUUUUGAAGAUGUUCGUGGACCUGAAUCCUGACAGUGACAAAAUUAUCUACUCUCACUUCACAUGUGCUACAGACACAGAGAAUAUCCGCUUCGUCUUUGCUGCUGUCAAGGACACUAUCCUACAGUUAAACCUGAAGGAGUACAACCUGGUCUAA